Penicillium macrosclerotiorum is the source of this 753-nucleotide messenger RNA. Its product is annotated as sulfotransferase family protein. The coding region runs from base 1 to 753 and encodes 250 amino acids. The transcript is spliced from 2 exons. Lineage: Eukaryota; Fungi; Ascomycota; Eurotiomycetes; Eurotiales; Aspergillaceae. The record is from RefSeq and is a predicted model, not a curated record.
AUGUCCCAUGACCCUAAGAGAUGGGUAGGCCUGGGCAUGGCUGCAGACGACAAUAUUCCGUGCCUGCCCACGUAUACGGGCCACACAUGGUCACAAGACGAUUGGAACGCCUACUUCGGGCCCUGCGAGGCCCUGACCGAUGUGACAUCCUUUGCAGAACCCUUGUUGCGCGAGUUUCCUGAAGUGCGGGUGAUCCUUGUCCAUCGCGACUUCGACCCAUGGGUCCGUAGUUUCCAGCAAACGAUCGUUCUGCCUUCCUCAGCGGGCUUCCUGGCUUGGCUAAGUGGACAUGUCAUGGAACCGUUCAUCGGCUUGCAUAUCAGCCAAACUACAUGGAAGAUGUCCAUGGGUCUGCUGGGGCGACACUAUGCAAACGUCAGACGCAUGGUCCCGGCGAAGCGAUUGCUGGAGACCGACCUGAAAGAUUUGGACUGGAAGCCCUUGUGCGAGUUCCUAGAGAAGGAUACACCCGUCGCGCCAUUUCCACACUUGAAUGACUCGCGGGUUGUUAGCAACAGCUACGCAGGUUCCAUUGGAUCACUCUACGUGGCCGGCAUGUUGAAAGCUUCGGUGCCUACCUUGAGGAGGGGAGGGGGGGGGGGGGGGGGGGGGGGGGGGAAUAUGUGCCACAAUGGCCGGAAUGUGGGCAUGGGUCCAAUAUGGGAAGUAAAUCGAGGUUUACAGGCGGAUUCAACACGUUUCCGCUCAAUUUUGAUAUUUCGCUCCAAUCUUCGUUGUAAAAAUGUGGAUUAG